AUGGUCAUGAGAGCUUUCUCUAUGCGAUGGUUUGCACGUAAGGCUAAGCAGAAAUGCAAUGGGCGAGAAUAUGUGAUCUUCCAUAACAAGCUUGCCAAUGACUUGUGUGAGGAUUUCAGUAGACCACAACAGGAUGGUCAAAUGCCUUUCAAGGUUAAUUCCUUCUUCAAAGUGGACUGCCCUCUUGUUUUUGUUACUUUGAAUUCUCGUGAAACGUUGAAUUCUCGGUUCCACUCUAUUCGGUUCGAUUACAAUAUUGGAUUUUGCUGGCAACGUCGACAAGUUUUUAUUCUAAAUCUUCACAUCUUGUCAUGUCAUUGUGUGGAUCCGUUUUUGAAACGAGAAUACUGUGUAUUGAAGCAAACAAAACCGAAAGGAAUUAAAAGGAUUAUGGAAGCGAUUUCGAUUGUUGGAAAGAAUCAAUCAGUUUGGCAGUAUUAUGUGUUUAUUGGGCAAACGUUUCAAUCAGUGGAUUUAUUCGAAGCUUACGAUCCUAACCAACUUUGGUUCACUAAUUUAUUCACUCGUUUUCUUAUCGAUUAUCUCCGAACAAAUUGUCUUGCGGUGUGUCGGUGGCAACAUUUGCAUAUUGCAGAAGCAAAUGGAGCACUUCAUGCAACUGCAUUCAUAACCACCAAACAUUGGUGA
This is a messenger RNA of Loa loa (African eye worm), 648 nucleotides long. RefSeq lists its product as hypothetical. The coding region runs from base 1 to 648 and encodes 215 amino acids. NCBI's taxonomy places the organism in Eukaryota, Metazoa, Nematoda, Chromadorea, Rhabditida, Onchocercidae. The transcript has 3 exons. The record is from RefSeq and is a predicted model, not a curated record.